AUGGAUCAUCUACCUCUCCCAUCAGAUCCCAUUCUACCGUUGAGCGAGGUCCCCUACCUUUGCAAUGAGCCCUACGAUACCACCAUACCAUUUCUUGAAUACCCUCGUCACAAAGGUAGACCCUGGAUGACACGUGAAGCGCCCUACGAGUAUCACGAGGCGCUCUUUCCUACACCAACGCGCGAUCUCGAAAGCUUCUUCCAGACUUGGCUAUGUUUUGGCCUACUCGCCGAGCUUCUUGCCGGGCUCUUUGAUCAUGAGAGCUUUGUGUCAAAAUCGAAACGAGAUGGCAGCCCGGUCAUCUCAACGAUGCAGCUCCAGUCCUUGACAGAACAACGCUUCGAGUUGGUAAGAACACUGGACAAGCCAACGCAAAAGGAAAUCUACCUCCACGCCGUCCAAUGCAUUGAUUUUACUACGAGGGUCUUACCAGUUGCAGCACCAGACUUUAAUCAUGCUGUCAAAAAUUCCAUUGCUUCACUUGCAGAACUUCUAGGAAAUGCCAUAGAUCUAGCCCAUCUAGGUACCUUUCCAGACGCUAUGCGCUGCAAAAGACCAUUCACCCGUAAUUUUUAUUCAGACGAGAUGAAAGCAGCGAUGGUGGCAGCCAAUUGGUGUCCUAACGACAUUACACGGCUGACCAACAAAUUUACAAGCAUUCAGUUACUGUAUUUCUUCAGCAAGAUGAAAAAGCCACCGAGUAUGGCUAACCAUCGAGAUUGCACUUCCAAGUGUUGUUUUGCACAUUCUCUUAGCCUGUCCCAGUACAAGAUGCGUCAUUCUGAGGCUUGUACCAAUGAAACUAAAUGCGAACGCAAACCCAUCUCCAUCGAUCAGCAGCCUGUCGUGGACAUCUACCGCUCUGGAGCAAUACCCCUCCUUCAAUUCACUGUUAAGGACAAUGAGCCAAGCAAAGUUAUCCUUAAGUUGUCCAGUUCCGGGAUAGACACGACACAUUAUGUGGCAAUAUCGCACGUCUGGUCGGACGGACUGGGUAAUGAUGGGGCCAAUUCGCUCCCCCAUUGCCAACUAGCACGUCUUGCUAGAAUGCUCGACCUGUUUGCUGAAGCUGGCAAACAACCUUUUUUCUGGCUAGACACACUCUGUUGCCCGGUCGACCCUGAAGGGAAAAAGCUAGCGUUGUUGCAAAUGAGGCGCAUCUAUGCAGAAGCAAACAAGACACUGAUCCUUGACUCAAGUUUGUACAGCUACAAUAGUCAAAAUUUAGGUGCAGCAGAGCUCCACGCCAGGUAUUUGACAUCUGGAUGGAUGCGUAGGCUAUGGACAUUGCAAGAAAGCGCACUCGCCAGCAACCCAUGGGUUCAAUUCAAAGACGGACCUCUUCGUCUAGAGCCCAUGUUCAAUCGCCUUAAGAAAAUACACGACGAAAACCUAAACUACAGGAGGCUGGUGCAAGACUUUUGGCUAGAUUCUAAGCCACUGACUUUGAGCUGGUAUUACUCCCCAAAUGGCCUUCCUCAGCUUUGGCUUCUCGAUCGAGCGCUCUCACAGCGGAACACCACCGUUGCUGCGGAUGAAGCUAUCUGCAUAGCCUCGCUCAUGAGUUUAGAUGUGUCUGAAAUUCUCCCUCUGUCCGGUGAAAACAGAAUGUGCAAGGCAUGGGACCUUCUAGCUGCAGCCAACAACGGCUCACUCCCAAGCAAGAUGAUAUUUCUCGACGGUUUUAAACUCAAACGCCGCGGCUAUCGAUGGGCUCCAUCCACCCUCUUACCUCCCGGCGAACGCUUUCAUAACGAGCAUACUCGAUCCCUUCGAUGGCGAGGCCCCCAAGGCAAGCCCACUUCCGAGGGGCUAAUGGCCGAAUAUCACAGUUAUAGGUUUCGUCCAUACUCAGGCCCAUCCCCUUCUCCUAUUUGGGACAUCCUUCUCGAGAUGCGGCAGGUACGCUUUAUCUUCAAAGACCAAACACGCGGCAUCUGGUGCCAACUUGUCUAUAACUCAACACCCACGGAAAUAGAAACCGGCCAUUCCGCCUCGGAGAUCAUGCAAACACCAUUCGUGGACCACCUAGCCAAGGGCGAUCUAGCCGUCGUUCUAGCAGAAAAACCUUCAGACAAGUCUCCGACGUUCUUCGAGGAUACGCUCCGAGAAGGUAGACUCGUCACCAUCACUGAGGAAAAAGAAGACGUAGUGUAUGCAAGUUUAGGCGAGGUUGUGAUUCUCACCCCCUUAACCCCGGAGGCAGUCAUCGUGUAUGAUGCUGCUGAACGGCUCAUGCAAGAACUCCGUAGCUGGGAGCUCGAAGACUCUAAAGGGCUUGAGGUAGCCCAGCAGGUGAGCGAGGAGAGAAUCCGUAAAAUGAAGGCUAAGUGUAAGGAGAUGACGAGCAAACUGCUCGCGGAUGAGCCAGGGCUGGCGGGUGCAGCGCUCAAGUGGUUAGGUGAGGGUGGAGAGGCGUUGGAUAUGUGGGUAUGUGUUGUUACUUGGUUCAGACAUGUGGGGGAGGGGUGGAGGUUGGAAGGGGGAAGGAUGUGGUGCGUUGAUUGA
Molecule: messenger RNA, 2508 nt
Organism: Letharia lupina
Lineage: Eukaryota; Fungi; Ascomycota; Lecanoromycetes; Lecanorales; Parmeliaceae
Exons: 1
Coding region: 1-2508 (835 amino acids)
Source: RefSeq, a predicted model, not a curated record